AUAUUCAUGAGGCGCGCGCAGCCCAGCAUGUAAAUGAGGCGGGGCGCGGCGGCCGGCUAAGAAGGCUGCUGGGCGGCGGCGGCGGUUGCUGGCUCAGGGCAGCCCGGCGCGAGUGGUGUAGACCAGGGGUCACUGGCCAGCGCUAACCGGGACAUGGAGCCGUCCGGCGGGGGCCUGGGGCCCGGCCGAGGAACCCGGGACAAGAAGAAGGGUCGGAGCCCUGAUGAGCUGCCUGCGACGGGCGGCGACGGCGGCAAACCUAAGAAAUUUCUGGAGAGAUUUACCAGCAUGAGGAUUAAGAAGGAGAAGGAAAAGCCCAAUUCUGCCCAUAGAAACUCCUCUGCUUUGUAUGGAGAUGACCCCACUGCACAGCCAUUGCAAGAAUACACCGAUGAGCAAAUCCUACUCUUCUUUGAACAGAUGCUGGUGGAUAUGAACCUGAAUGAGGAGAAGCAACAGCCUUUGAGAGAGAAGGACAUUGUCAUCAAGAGGGAGAUGGUGUCCCAGUAUUUGCACGCUUCCUCGGCUGGCAUGAACCAGAAAGAAAGCUCUAGGUCUGCCAUGAUGUACAUUCAGGAGCUGAGGUCAGGCUUGCGGGAUAUGCAUCUGCUUAGUUGCCUUGAGUCCCUUCGAGUCUCUCUCAACAAUAACCCUGUCAGUUGGGUGCAGACAUUUGGUGCUGAGGGCCUAGCCUCCUUAUUGGAUAUUCUCAAACGACUCCAUGAUGAGAAAGAGGAGAUUUCUGGAAAUUACGACAGCCGGAACCAGCAUGAAAUCAUCCGCUGCUUGAAAGCUUUCAUGAACAACAAGUUUGGAAUCAAAACCAUGUUGGACACAGAAGAAGGAAUCCUACUGCUGGUCAGAGCCAUGGAUCCUGCUGUUCCCAAUAUGAUGAUUGAUGCAGCUAAGCUGCUGUCUGCUCUUUGUAUCCUACCACAGCCAGAUGACAUGAAUGAACGAGUUUUGGGGGCAAUGACAGAGAGAGCUGAAAUGGAUGAACUUGAACGCUUCCAGCCACUGCUGGAUGGAUUAAAAAGUGGGACCUCCAUUGCACUCAAAGUGGGAUGCCUACAGCUGAUCAAUGCUCUCAUCACUCCUGCAGAAGAAUUUGACUUCCGAGUUCACAUUCGAAGUGAACUAAUGCGCUUGGGGCUGCAUCAGAUGUUGCAGGAGCUUCGGGAGAUUGACAAUGAUGAUAUGAGAGUACAGCUAAACGUGUUUGAUGAACAAGCGGAGGAAGAUUUAUAUGAUCUGAAGGGACGGCUAGAAGACAUUCGCAUGGAGAUGGAUGACUUUGGUGAAAUCUUCCAGAUUCUUUUGAACACAGUGAAAGACUCAAAGGCAGAGCCACACUUCCUGUCCAUCCUGCAGCAUCUCCUAUUGGUUCGAAAUGAUUAUGAGGCUAGGCCACAGUACUAUAAAUUGAUUGAAGAAUGUAUUUCUCAGAUAGUUCUACACAAGAAUGGAACUGAUCCUGACUUCAAGUGCCGGCACCUCCAGAUUGAUAUUGAGGGAUUGAUUGAUCAAAUGAUUGAUAAAACAAAGGUGGAAAAAUCUGAGGCCAAAGCUACAGAGCUAGAAAAAAAGUUGGACUCAGAGUUAACAGCCCGGCAUGAGUUACAAGUAGAAAUGAAAAAGAUGGAACAUGACUUUGAGCAGAAACUUCAGGAUCUGCAAGGAGAAAAGAAUGCACUGGAUUCCGAAAAGCAACAGAUUGCUACAGAAAAACAAGAUCUAGAAGCGGAGGUGUCGAAGCUGACCGGAGAGGUUGCCAAGCUGUCAAAAGAGCUAGAAGAUGCCAAGAAGGAAAUGGCUUCUCUCUCUGCUGUAGCUGUUGCUCCUUCUGUUUCUAGCAGUGCUGCUGUUCCCCCUGCCCCGCCUCUGCCUGGUGACCCUGGCACUGUUAUUCCACCUCCCCCACCCCCACCUCCUCUUCCUGGAGGUGCCGCCAUCCCCCCACCUCCUCCUCUGCCUGGAGGUGCUAGUAUACCAGCUCCCCCACCUUUGCCUGGCGUCCCCCCACCCCCUCCCUUGCCUGGAGGACUAGGACUGCCUCCUCCCCCUCCCCCUUUGCCUGGAGGCCCUGGCAUUCCUCCUCCUCCACCUGGAAUAGGCGUGCCUCCACCUCCCCCCUUUGGAGUUGGGAUUCCUGCAGCCCCAGUUCUGCCAUUUGGAUUAACCCCUAAAAAAGUUUAUAAGCCAGAGGUGCAGCUCCGGAGGCCAAACUGGUCCAAGUUCGUGGCUGAGGACCUUUCCCAGGACUGCUUCUGGACAAAGGUGAAAGAAGACCGCUUUGAGAACAACGAACUUUUUGCCAAACUUACCCUUGCCUUCUCUGCCCAGACCAAAACUUCCAAAGCCAAGAAGGAUCAAGAAGGUGGAGAAGAAAAGAAAUCUGUGCAAAAGAAAAAAGUAAAAGAGCUAAAAGUGUUGGACUCAAAGACAUCCCAGAAUCUCUCAAUCUUUUUGGGUUCCUUUCGCAUGCCCUAUCAAGAAAUUAAGAAUGUUAUCCUGGAGGUGGAUGAGGCUGUUCUCACAGAAUCUAUGAUCCAGAACCUCAUUAAACAGAUGCCAGAACCAGAACAGUUAAAAAUGCUCUCUGAACUGAAGGACGAGUAUGAUGAUCUGGCUGAGUCAGAGCAGUUUGGCGUGGUGAUGGGCACAGUGCCCCGUCUUCGACCUCGCCUCAAUGCCAUUCUCUUCAAGCUACAAUUCAGUGAGCAAGUUGAGAAUAUCAAGCCAGAGAUCGUGUCUGUCACUGCUGCUUGUGAGGAACUGCGUAAGAGUGAGAACUUCUCCAACCUCCUGGAGAUCACCCUGCUUGUUGGAAACUAUAUGAAUGCUGGCUCCAGGAAUGCUGGUGCUUUUGGCUUCAAUAUCAGCUUCCUCUGUAAGCUCCGAGACACCAAGUCUGCAGAUCAGAAGAUGACAUUGUUGCAUUUCUUGGCUGAGUUAUGUGAGAAUGACUACCCUGAUGUCCUCAAGUUUCCUGAUGAACUUGCCCAUGUAGAGAAAGCCAGCCGAGUUUCUGCUGAGAACUUGCAGAAGAACUUAGAUCAGAUGAAGAAACAGAUCGCUGAUGUGGAACGUGAUGUUCAGAACUUCCCUGCUGCCACAGAUGAAAAGGACAAGUUUGUUGAGAAAAUGACUAGCUUUGUGAAGGAUGCACAGGAGCAGUAUAACAAGCUGCGGAUGAUGCACUCUAACAUGGAGACUCUGUAUAAGGAGCUAGGCGACUACUUCGUCUUUGACCCUAAGAAAUUGUCUGUGGAAGAAUUCUUUAUGGAUCUGCACAACUUUAGGAAUAUGUUUUUGCAAGCAGUCAAAGAGAAUCAGAAGCGCCGGGAAACCGAAGAAAAGAUGCGGAGAGCAAAACUAGCCAAGGAAAAGGCAGAGAAAGAACGACUGGAGAAACAGCAGAAGCGAGAGCAGCUCAUAGACAUGAAUGCAGAGGGAGAUGAGACAGGUGUGAUGGACAGUCUUCUGGAAGCUCUGCAGUCGGGGGCAGCAUUCCGACGAAAGAGAGGGCCCCGUCAAGUCAACAGGAAAGCUGGGUGUGCAGUCACAUCUCUGCUAGCCUCGGAGCUGACCAAGGAUGAUGCCAUGGCUGCUGGUUCUGCUAAGGUGCCCAAGAAAAGUGAAGGAGUCCCCACAAUCCUUGAAGAAGCCAAGGAGCUGGUUGGCCGUGCAAGCUAAGCUGGGCUCUAUGGCCAUUGCUGCUCCUAAGUGAAGCCCAGACUGUCUACCUGCAGCAUGUGCCUAAACGGUCAAGGGAACAUCCCUCUGCAGUGGCCACUCCAUCACCUGACCCUGAUUUUCUGUCUGGCCUGCUGCUCUCUGAACAUCACACACAGCUUCAGCUUCCUGGAGGCCAGAAGGAAAGGGCAGUGUAGGGGUGGCCUGAGCCCAGCCCAGCCAACCCUGGCUGUGGUAUUACCAAAGCAGGGUCCGUGUGUGCUGCCUUAACCCUGUCUCCUCCAUGUUAUCCAGAGAUCCUGGUCUCAGACUGAACCCAGCCUGCUUUCUCAGCCCCACUUCCUAGUGGGCCUUCCCCUAGGUCAAUCUUGCUGGAUUUGUGCUUUUCUUUUGUGGUUUCUCUGGCCCUGAGAAUAGCAUGGGACUUGUGAACCUUUGGGCUAGAUCCUUUCGCUGCUGUCACCUCUGCUUUUCCUCCUGGCAGUUAUUUAUUACUAGUGCUGUGGCAUUGGGAACUGCUUCUGCAAAAGCAGGAAGCAAAUCCCAUCCUUACCCCCACUUUCCUGGGAAAAGUCUCCCAGGCAAAGGGUCUCAACCACUCUCCUUGUUCCACUGUGGCCCAGGUCUGAGCCAUAGGCAGGUAGCUAGGGCAUAGCGACAGUGUGGGGCCCGCCCCCUGCCCGCUGCCAUGCUUUGUGCCCUUGCCUCCCUGGGCCCUCUGCACCAGCCCUUCCCCCACCUCCACCCUGCAACUGAGCCCCCCUCCCCUAUGCCUUCCCCAGAGCUUUGGUGCAUCUCAUUUGGAGUGUGGGCUGUAGUGUGACCAUCCCAACACCUCACCCCCUCCAUCCAAGGAAAUGGGAGGUGGAGCCUCCUGGCUGAGAACUUGUUUUGCAAAUGGAUCUAUUUUUAUAUGAAAAAAUUUUUUAAGAAAAUAAUUUUGAUCCAUUCCCCCUCCAUGAUAAAAGAGGCUUUGAUGGUAGGUUCAAGUAUUCCUGGGGUCAGUCCUGAACAUGGUCUAGGUGUUGACCCCAUCCCUCAAGACUUAAACCCUGAGGCCAAGGCAGACCCUACCCUAGCAUCAAUUCUGGGGCAAGAUCAUUUGUCUGGUUGGGCUGGGCUAUACCGUAGGAUAGCAAGAGCUCCAAUCCUGUGUUUUCAUGAAUGUAUUAAAUUAUCAAGCCAAACGUGCAGAUGCUAAGUGGAUGCUGAGAAGUGGCACAGGGUUGUACCUCCCCACCCCCACCCUGAAGUAUAGAAGCAACAAGUCAGACUGGGUGGCCCAAACCUCAGGAAGCUCAGAUUCUCUGACUUAGGGUCACUUUCUUGUCCUUAGCCCCUUUCAUUUUCCCCUCUGAUGCUACAGAGAAGGAAUGAUAGAUACUGUCCAGGCUUGACACAGGAUUCGAGUUGCCAGAGCAUGGGGGAGUUUAGGAAAUGCAAGGGCCAGUACAGGCCCUUGUGGCCAGGGAGGAUGGUUUGGGUUGCUAGAGCUCCUGGGCUACUUCCUGAGAAGACUGAUGCAGGGUCUGGUUCUUACCUGAGCCACCUCCUUGCUAGCUGACAUCUGGGACUUUGACCCUUUUCUUUUUUAAUCACUUUUGCUAAAAUGCAUUUAAUUAAAAAAAAUUUUUUUAAGUAGAGGGGGCAAAAUGCAAACUCCUUGCCUCUUGGGCUUCUGGGAUGUCAUCACCUCCAGUUUGAUGGAUUUGUUUCCAACUGUCAAUAAAGCAUUGAAACAGAA
Myodes glareolus (Bank vole) is the source of this 5440-nucleotide messenger RNA. The record is from RefSeq and is a predicted model, not a curated record. Lineage: Eukaryota; Metazoa; Chordata; Mammalia; Rodentia; Cricetidae.